Messenger RNA from Desarmillaria tabescens, 1014 nucleotides. RefSeq lists its product as uncharacterized. The transcript is spliced from 4 exons. Lineage: Eukaryota; Fungi; Basidiomycota; Agaricomycetes; Agaricales; Physalacriaceae. The annotation marks the transcript as partial. The record is from RefSeq and is a predicted model, not a curated record.
CCCUGCCAAUUCGCCAAAAACGACGCCGAAAGUCGAUAACAAGAGCGCCGGCACCGAAACCUCGUUCACGGUCAGCGGCCAAGGGGAGAUCAAGAAGCUGAUCAAGACGCUGAUUAGGAGGGGCACAGCGAAGGACGUAAAGGGACUGAUGAUUUCUUUCUCGACGGCCGAGUAUCAAGAGAAGAGUAAACGCGGUGAGCAGAUCGCCGAGCUACUGAAACGACAAGUCUUCCCUUCACCGCGUGUUGUAUCUUUACUCAACGUCGUCUUCUGGACGCCCAACCUUACUACCCUGACUCUCAACUUUUCUGGUCAUCUUGACACGUAUUCGGAUUGUCUCGGAGAGAAGCUCAUUGUCGCAUUAUGCUCGCUGAAGAAUGUCGAGAACUUUUCUCGCCAUGCCACGACAUCCGCGUGCACGGAUUUCGGCCAGUACAGCUUGAUGAAAUUGGUCUUGUCUUGGCCGAACCUCCGGACUCUAUAUCUUGCUGUGGAUAUGAACGGCAGCGAAGACUGUUCAACGAUCCCUCCAGCAACGUGCAUUAGAAUCUGUCACUUUUGAGCGCUGCAUGUCAAAUUUCGAAAAAUUAGCACCCACGUUCGCGGGAUCCGCCAAGAAUCUUAAGACCUUCGAAUCCUGGAUGAUGGGGUUCAAAGAGGGAUAACUAUCCCUCAGCUUUCCUCUUGUAAUCGCUAACGUUGUAGGAGGGGGUAUUGGUAACGUGGAUUGAAACGAUUACUAUAUAGUGAGAAUCUCCUACCCUCUUAUGUUAUUCUUCAAGCUUAUUGUCGUUGAGGCGAUUAUUUAUUUAUUACCUGUAUUGCUUCAUAAAUUCAUUCUACCUACUAAAAAUUUGGCAGCUAGCAGUCGACAUCGCUUCUUCUCCGUCUGUAAAUUGAUUUUACCCCCUAUCCCCCAUUCAGGUGAUCAUCUCCGCUUCGCGAGUGUCUACUUUCACUCCAUGUUUUUCGUCAUAUCGAGAACAAAGAUUUCCUUAAUCAAAUGCUGACCCU